Messenger RNA from Amyelois transitella, 1686 nucleotides. RefSeq lists its product as uncharacterized. The transcript is spliced from 7 exons. Lineage: Eukaryota; Metazoa; Arthropoda; Insecta; Lepidoptera; Pyralidae. The record is from RefSeq and is a predicted model, not a curated record. Bases 1 to 1686 code for a protein of 561 amino acids. Gene Ontology annotation, molecular function: peptidase inhibitor activity.
AUGAAAACAACAGUUGUCUCAGAGUCCGGAAAAAAGUGUGUGCCGACUGAAAAAAACGAGGGCCCGUGCCACAUCUGUGUGUGCCAAUUCGACGGCGUAUACCAUUGUCGUAGGAGACUACCCUGCCUCAACAACAUAUCAGAUAUCAGCCUCAUCCACUACAAAAGGAAAUGCGAUCCCAACACCACGUAUCAAGAUGAGAACAAGGUCUGCACGUGCAACAGCAACGGAGACUGGAGAUCCAGCAAUUGCCACAAACAUUACCGCUAUCUAAGAUCCGACAGCCAAUACAAUGGAUCCGCUCUCAGAGCCACAGAAUCCUGCGCACCCAAUAAGUAUUAUUUGGUCGACUGCAACAUCUGCCGCUGUGGCAACGACAAAACUAUCGAUCCUAAUCAUUGCACCACCAGACAAUGCAGCAAAGGCCAUAAAAUAGAUAAGUGUGAACACGGAGACAUAUUGAGAACUGUAGAUGAAAUAUGCGCUUGCAGUGAUAUAAAUUACUACAUCGAUAGACUGUGUCUCUCCGUGAGCGACCGCAGAAUUCAGAGGGUUAAUAAAAGUGAGAUUAGAGUUCUCCUUCGUAAAGAUAAGACUACUGAAAGGUUGUUACCGACGAAUGCUGACAAAUGUACUCCAAACGAUGUUGCUGAAGUUGACUGCAACCAAUGUUAUUGUAUUAAUGGCCUAUGGGCGUGUACAAAUAAAAAAUGUGUGGUGGAUAUAAGAAGAAAACAGAAUGGAAUUACAAGGAAGCGUAAGAAAGCUUUCUUGAGUUUACCUGAAGUGUUUAACGAUAAAGAAAAGUGUGUACCGCGUAAGAAGUAUCGAUAUAAAUGUAAUACGUGUAUUUGUACUAAAAAGAGUGUCCUGUCUUGUACUAGUAUGAUAUGUUUGGAGUCUUUAAUCGGAAAACAAAUACCACAACAAAUGCCACUAUUGAGACCAAUAAAAUCCCUCAAAUACAUGAAGGCGAAGACUGUGACUUCUGGAGUGAAGAAACCCCUAGAUCUUCCCGAUUUGCCCAAGGGCCCGUGCGAAAAAGGGAAGUUCUACAAAAAGGGUUGUCGGAAAUGUUACUGCGGGCAUGAUGAUAAAGCUGUCUGUGCAGCGUCACCUGUCGGCCCGAAAUGUAAAUUAGAAAUAAAAGCUUACCGCCUCGCUACCCCUGAAGACUACGGCGUUAUGACAAGUACCAUAGACAUCACAAAGUUGCCGGCUCUUCCCAAUAUUUCCACUAAAUGUGACCCCGGCCAUACAUACAAAGUGGACUGCAAUAUUUGCAUCUGCUUGUCCAAUAAGAACCUUCUGUGCACAUCUGAUUACUGUUUGAGUACCGAUGACAUGAACAGGGUGGAAGCGAAGAAGCGAACAGGAUUACCAUGCAGCACAGAUAAGAAAGAAGACCAGUGCGUCCAAUGCCGUUGUGUGGACGGCAAGCUGCAGUGUGAAGCCCUGAAAGACUGCCAUAUCCCGACCAGGAAGCGACUCCACGGGACCGUACAGCAGGAGAAUCCGCGGCAGAGUCUGAAUCUGAAGCCGGGCCAGGAGUGUGUACCGCACUCUAUAUAUAGAGACAAAUGCAACAGAUGCUAUUGUCAAGAAAAUGGCGCCUUCCGAUGCACAGCGAUGUCUUGCCUCAACUACGCUCAAGCUCUGAGUCUCCAGAAAUCUAUUAAGGAGUAA